Nymphaea colorata (pocket water lily) is the source of this 2695-nucleotide messenger RNA. RefSeq names its product LEAF RUST 10 DISEASE-RESISTANCE LOCUS RECEPTOR-LIKE PROTEIN KINASE-like 1.1. The record is from RefSeq and is a predicted model, not a curated record. NCBI's taxonomy places the organism in Eukaryota, Viridiplantae, Streptophyta, Magnoliopsida, Nymphaeales, Nymphaeaceae. The coding region runs from base 640 to 2559 and encodes 639 amino acids. Gene Ontology annotation, molecular function: ATP binding; protein kinase activity. Gene Ontology annotation, biological process: protein phosphorylation. The transcript is spliced from 3 exons.
GGAAUCUGGUGCCAUUUUUAUGUUGGAUGCUUGAUUAAAUUAACAGGAAAGAAGAACAAGACCGAGGAACCGCAUUGUGUUGCAAUGUAAGCGGUAAGUUUCAUGUUUUCACGCGUAAUGGGUCAUUUCCCCGUCAAUUUGGCUUUAUCAGAGACGGGCCCGAGUUGGAAAGGUAAGCGUGAAUGGUGAUUUUCUGAACUGCCCGAUUUCUCUCGAGAAGGAUUACACUGUGCAGGCCCACUCUUUUGAAACAGAGCCCCAAACUUCGCCGUUGGAAACUAGCGACAACGGUGGCACUGAAAGGGACCCCAACGUAGAUUUUUCUACAAGUCACGAAUGAAUCUCUCUCUCUCUCUUCUCUCCCUUGUGAAAUUGCUCAAUGGGUUCACCGUUUACCCCACCUGUGCUUUCAUGGCCAAUCGAUCAAUGAAUGCAAGCUUCUUUCAGUCACACCACUCACUGUUUUUUGGCACGGACACUAGUGACCAAGUCUUCGCUGUUUGGUCUUCCACGUCAUUGACGAAUCGUCGAUUUAAGUGAUUUUCUAACAGAAAAAGAGGUUCAUGGACCGAAUUGCUUCUAUGCGUUUCUCUAAUAAAUCACUGAUAUUUCCCCCUUUAGUUUAUCGGUCACACAGCCAUGGCCGCUGCUUGUUCCAUCUUAUGCUUCUCUCCUCGUCUUCUUCCUCUUCUCAUUCUUAGUCUGCACCUCUGUUGCGUUCUCUCAGAUGAACGCCAUCCACGUGAGGACUGCAGUAAAGACUUUUUUAUUCGUUGUCCCUUCAACCAUGACGACGGUCCUCCUCCUAAUUGUGGCAUCCAUGUCAUAUCAUGCAGUGAAGGUACCACCUAUAUUUCUCUCUUCGACCAAAAAUUUACCGUUAAUAUCUCGUAUUGUGAGGGCAGAAUUGACAUAGACCUCAAUCCUAUGUCAUUCGUGGGACUCAUUUGCGGAACUCCCAAAUUCGAAGACCUGGCAGACAAACUCCUUCGUAGUGGUUUCUGUUUCUCGACUCCCUCAAUCCUCGGCAAAUGUAAUGAUACUCUAAGGAAGCCGGAAACUCUGAAGAAAGUUGUUUGUGCUACUGAACACCGGUUCAUUGUUGGGUGUAAAGGUCAGCAAAUCCCAGCUCCAAAUGGACAAUGUCAUCCUGAUCUGCCAAGUGAAACAUUUAGUCUUCACUGGGAGCCUGAGUGCGAUUCUGGUGGCAACAACCUUCCUGCUUGUCACUGCAAAAACGGCUCUGCGAUUCCGAGCGAUCCAACAACUAAACCGAUUUCAAACGGUGGUCCGACCGUUUCUUACAGAGGUAAAAAGACGAACCACUUCUGUUUGGCCGUUAUAAUAGGUGUCGUCUCUUCCUCUGUCAUUUUUGUUACAUGCUUUCUCCUGUUCCUCUGCUUCCGGAACCGUAAUUGCAGAAGACAGUCACAUGUGGUUGCUUCGGUCUACACUUGCUCCAGUUCUUCAAGAACGUCAAACCAACCCAAUUUAGAAAGCACAAGCUUCUAUCGGCGGUGCAGGAACGUCACAAUUUUCAGCUAUGAGGAGCUGGAGAAGGCAACUGAAGGUUUCAGUCCCUCUAACGAGCUUGGUGAUGGUGGGUUCGGCAUUGUCUACUAUGGUGUCCUCAGUGAUGGUAGGAAAGUUGCAGUCAAGCGUUUGUUCGAGCAUAGCUUCAAUCGUGUUGAGCAAUUCCUGAAUGAAAUUGAAAUCCUUUCCAAAAUUCAGCACACAAACCUUGUGCAACUAUAUGGUUGCACAACCCGCAAUAGCCGAGAGCUUCUCUUGGUGUAUGAAUAUGUAGACAAUGGGACUGUUGACGACCAUCUCUAUGGGUCCCGAGCUGCCGAUGGCUGCCUGACAUGGAAGUUGAGGUUGAACAUUGCUGUCAAAACUGCAGAAGCUUUGGCCUACUUGCAUCAGCUUAAACCGCCAAUCAUUCACAGAGAUGUGAAGACUAGCAACAUACUUCUGGAUAAGAACUUUCACGUUAAGGUAUCUGAUUUUGGCUUGUCAAGGCUUUUCCCGUGUGACGUAUCGCAUGUCUCAACAAUACCACAAGGCACACCCGGCUAUAUUGAUCCUCAGUAUCAUCAAUGCUACCAAUUGACAGAUAAGAGUGAUGUAUAUAGCUUUGGUGUAGUGCUCGUGGAGCUUAUCUCUUCUCUUCCAGCAGUCGAUAUCAUGCGUCCAAACGAUGAGGUUAAUCUUGCUAACAUGGCAACUAACAUGAUCCGUAACAACGCAUUGCAUGAGUUUGUGGACUCCACCCUUGGGUUCCAGUCCGAUUACCUCGUCCAGAAGUCUGUGGGAUCUGUAGCAGAGUUGGCGUUCAGCUGCCUGGCAUAUGAUAUGGAGGUGAGGCCAACGAUGAAUGAAGUUGCAGAAACGCUAAGACAGAUACAGGCUCAGGUGCAGAAAUCAGAGAAGAAUAAGCCAGCUUUUCAAGCUCUGCUGAAGAGCACUGUGUUUUUAAAGGCUCGUGGACACUCAUCUCCUAAUCCUGUGGAUGAUAAGCAGGUUAAGCAGCCCACCAUACCUAAUAGCAUCGUGUAGGAUAUGUGAAACAUUGUUCCUAGAACGAGGUCAUGAACACUAUGGUGUAUAAGUAUCUUACUACGUGCAUAAUAAUCAUGUGUUAAGUCUCUGGCCAACAAUUUUGGUGUUGACACCUUUUUGCCUCUUUUUUAUA